UUUUGAUCCGCCGAUCGGAUCUCUCGUUUCCUGUCCUUCAUUUUGCACACCAGAAAGACGCUACUACUAAUCGGCUUAGCUUCGAGCGUAAAGCUAUUAUAAUUAUCUGUUUUUUUGUGUCGUUGUGUAUUUUUUUUUGUUUUUGCGUGUUAAUUGUACUGUGUUUUACUGUUCCUGUUCAUUAUGUCUUCUGCCAAAUCUAAAGCGAUCGGUUUGACCAUCGGAGAUUCCAGCACAUCGCGCCCUUCGCCCAUAAUACAAAAGAUCUCCCCAACCGGUAGCUGCACCGAGGACGUUUCGUUUGAGGCAUACAAGCAGCCGAAAAACCGAUCCAAACGGCGCAGCUUCUCGCCGAUGGUGCAUCAGGCACGGAUACCAUCGCCGGAACUGUCACCGAUCGAGCUAAGCCAACCGUUCGGCAUAUCGCCUCAUUGUAAUACACCGAAAGACACGGAACGUUUGAGUGUGGCGGGCAAAACGCAUCUAUUAGCUAAACAUAUCAUAACACAAAAGAAGCGUUCGCCACAGGAGAACGAAGCAUACGCCGUGACACCGUUGGCCAAGCGUGAGCUCGAACAUCGCAUCUGCGUUUCCAACAUACUGAAGGAUAUGAAUCUGUCGAAGUAUAUACGCAUCUUCACCAAGGAGGAAAUCAACUUUGACGUGUUUCUAACGCUAUGCGAGAAGGAUCUGCACGAUAUCGGCAUCCACUGUCAGCAGGACAUCGAGAAGAUACUGGCCAAAAUUGCCGACUACAACAUGGGCGUGGAGGGCUAAUCGUGUGUGUGUAAAAUUCCCUGCUGGCCAUGGUUCACGAUGCGGGAGAAGGAUCCCAUACAUAUAGGUUGUUAAUAUCAUUUUUAGAGGAUAAUAUUUAAGUGUUUCGUGUACGUAUGUGAUUUUAAUAAAAUGAUUCUUGAAGA
Anopheles funestus (African malaria mosquito) is the source of this 923-nucleotide messenger RNA. RefSeq lists its product as uncharacterized. Gene Ontology annotation, molecular function: protein binding. The transcript has 3 exons. Lineage: Eukaryota; Metazoa; Arthropoda; Insecta; Diptera; Culicidae. The coding region runs from base 184 to 777 and encodes 197 amino acids. The record is from RefSeq and is a predicted model, not a curated record.